This is a messenger RNA of Lycium barbarum (goji berry), 1062 nucleotides long. RefSeq lists its product as uncharacterized. Lineage: Eukaryota; Viridiplantae; Streptophyta; Magnoliopsida; Solanales; Solanaceae. The record is from RefSeq and is a predicted model, not a curated record. Bases 430 to 1062 code for a protein of 210 amino acids. The transcript is spliced from 2 exons.
UUCACUUCAAUAUAUUCUCCACCUCUAGUCCUGUUCAUCCAAUUACAAUCAGCCUAUCACCACAUGCUCGAAAAGCCAAACCCCAACAGUUCAUAGAAGCUGCUCUUUCAGGAAAUUGUCCUAUGGUAACCCGUGCUUUAGUUCGCUUGUCAUACUUCCUAACCUCCAUGUCAGCACAAUCGGCAGCAUACAAUUCAUUAUUUACAACAGCAACCAAGGGAGGUGCAGCAGAUGUAGCAUGCGUAUCAUUCCUAUCUGCAUUAGCUCGCACAGGAGACAUGUUUGGGAUUUUAGUUUUCUUGUUUUCAGAUCAUACUCCUCCCCGCAAGUCAACCGUCUCAAACCUAGGAUGCAAUAGACAUUUUUGCACGCCCUGGACCGAUUGAGCUAACCUUUGGCAUAUGUUAAAAGUAUUCAAAAGCUUCUUGGAUGAUGCAGAAAAUCUUCAUGGCUCAGAAAUACUUAGUUGAAGCUGUCUCUAACAUGUCUCAGUUUCAAAGCUCAGAGAAGAUCACAAUUAAGGAGAUUUAUCUCAAAUUAAGAGGUGCGUUCCCUAAAGUUCACAGAAGGAAGAUUAUAUGCAAUAAUAUAGGAGCACCAAAAUGGAUUUUCAUCUUGUUUCUGGCUAUCCAUUGUAGGCUGUACACCAAGGACAGGUUGUUGAAAUGGGGAGUGACUGAUAACAGUAUUUGCCCUUUGUGUGAAGUUGAAGAUGAAUCAAUUGACCAUCUGUUUUUCAAGUAUGAACUGUCGAAUGGAGUGUGGUGCAAAUUAUUGAGAUGGCAAGGGACGAAUAGACCAGUUAUGAGGUGGGCUGAUGCAGUGGUAUGGAUGGUGGCGAAUGUUAAUGGGAAAGCUGCAGCUGCAAAAAUGUUCAGGGCUGUUUUAGCUGCUGCGGUAUAUAUACUAUGGCAGGAAAGAAACCAAAGAGUGUUUCAAGGCAAAAAAAGAACGGAAAGAGUACUUACCAGAUUGAUUAUCCAGGAGACUAUUUGUCAAGCAAGCAAAUCUGCACCUCUAGCGGGGAGGCUUGGGGAAUUAAAUUUUUAUCCUCAAUGCUAG